Dioscorea cayenensis subsp. rotundata (Guinea yam) is the source of this 888-nucleotide messenger RNA. Its product is annotated as N-acetyltransferase 9-like protein. Gene Ontology annotation, molecular function: N-acetyltransferase activity. NCBI's taxonomy places the organism in Eukaryota, Viridiplantae, Streptophyta, Magnoliopsida, Dioscoreales, Dioscoreaceae. Gene Ontology annotation, biological process: protein acetylation. The record is from RefSeq and is a predicted model, not a curated record. The transcript is spliced from 8 exons. The coding region runs from base 17 to 703 and encodes 228 amino acids.
ACUCCGCGCGCCGGCGAUGACGACGACGGCGAGGAGCAUCGUGGGGGAGAAGGUGAUCCUAGUCCCGUAUAUGAAGGAGCAUGUGCCGAGGUACCAUCAAUGGAUGCAAGACCCUGACCUUCUCGCCGCCACUGCCUCCGAUCCCCUCACUCUCGACGAGGAGUACCAAAUGCACUACUCUUGGACCCAAGACCCGAAAAAGCAUACUUUCAUUGUGCUUGACAAGGAUUUGCUGCGAGGGGAAUUCAUUGAAGGAGACCCUCACGAUGAAGCUAUGGUUGGUGAUGUAAAUAUAUAUAUGAAUGAUCCUGAUGACUUACAGUUAGCAGAGAUUGAAAUAAUGAUAGCUGAACUUGAAAGUCGUGGCAAGGGUCUUGGAAAAGAAUCAAUCUUGAUGAUGAUGUCAUUUGCAAUUCAGAAUUAUGGAAUCCACACAUUCCGUGCAAAAAUUGGAGAGACAAAUAAAUCAUCACUCAAUCUCUUCCAAAAAUUGGGUUUUCAAGAUGUUUCCUAUAGUGACGCUUUUAAGGAGGUAACACUGGAAUUGCCAGUAACAGAGCUUUCUCUUGGGGAGCUGCCAGCUUCAACAGGAAUUUCUCAUGUUAUUAAAGAUUUACACAAUCAACAGCUGGUUGAUGAGAGUGUUGCUUGCUUAACAGGUGAUGAUUGUGGGAUAUACUGGAAGACCCAGUUUGAUUGUUGAAGACCAUAACAUUCAAGUUUGUAAGAAACUGGUAUUGAUUAUUGUAACCCAGCAUUUCAUAUGUAUGGUUCUGUCAAAAUUUCGCUGCUAAAGUGGCGAUAGGAAUCUAACACUGAAUUUCCAUUUAAAUAAUUGUUGAAGUUUUGAAGGACUCAUGAAAGCAAGCUGUAGAUGGGUGAUAUUCU